GUCUUUUUCUUCAAAUUCAUGGCAGUGUAACAGACAAGAAGACAACGGACGGGUGCUAGAUUUACCUAGCUGCUGUCCUAUGAAAGAGAAUAAAAAACCUGUAAAGUGUGCUGAAUUAUUUCAAAGAGGACAUACAACUGGAGCCACCGAGUCCUUCUGGAGCCCCAGUCCAGGUUCUGGAGCUGUGGGAGGUUUACCUGGAUGAAACAACAGGAAGGAAGUUUUUUGUGCAUUCAAUGACCAAAGAGAAGACCUGGAAACCACCUCGCAUUGUGCAGCCAAAUAGAGAAAUAAAGGAAAGUACAAUGGAUGUUCAAAGUGCUUCAAACAAACUAAGCUCCCCUUGUCAAAACCCUGGGGCAGUUCAAAUGAGGAUUAAGAGUAUCACAGCUAACUGUGACAGACUGAGUCAGACCAAGUCCAUGGUGCUGACUGAUCCUGGACACCCCACUAAAGCUGUAUCUCGUCAUAGAAGAAAUCAUUCCCAGCAUAAUUUGGCAGAUAUUAUUACUGGAGAGAAGCCUGAUACUGAAAAAAGUGAAUACCUGAAUAAAGCCAAAAUUGCUGAGGGUGGCAAAAAGUUACGAAAAAACUGGGCCUCAACCUGGGUUGUUCUAGAUGGGAAGAAGCUGUUAUUUUACAAAGAAAGCAAACAACAGGCUUUAACAAAUUUGAAAACUGGAUGCAAGCCUGAGACCGUAGAUCUUUAUGGUGCUCAAAUCGAAUGGACAACCGAAAAGUCGAGCCGAAAGAACGUAUUCCAGAUUACAACCAGCUCAGGCAGCGAGUUUCUUCUUCAGUCAGAGAAUCAUGCCUCUGUGUUCAGCUGGCACAAUGCCAUUAAAAAUGUUAUUGACGGCCUGGGCACAGAUGGAAGGUUAUUACACUCCAACAUUCGGAAAUCUUCAAGUACUGAGCUCGUGAACAGGUGUGGAGAAUCCUCUCCUGCAGUCAAAGAAACUAAACCAGAGAAUAGGAGAUCACUAAUAUUUAAGCUGACCUACAGUGCUUCUGACAGUGGUGAUAAAAAUGGAGUGAAAAACCGACUCAAGAAAUUUAUUUCACGGAGGCCUUCAAUGAAAACACUGCAAGAGAAAGGCUUUAUUAGAGAUCAAGUUUUUGGCUGUCAUUUGGCAAUUCUGUGUAAGCGUGAAGAAACUACCAUCCCAAACUUUGUGAGGCAGUGUCUGAAAAGCGUUGAAGAAAGAGGUCUGGAAGUUGAUGGCAUUUACAGAGUUAGUGGUAACUUGGCCACUAUACAGAAGUUACGAUUUGUAGUGGAUCAGGAAGAGAAGCUGAAUUUGGACGACAGCCAGUGGGAGGACAUCCACGUUGUCACCGGAGCGCUCAAGAUGUUUUUUCGAGAGCUGCCAGAGCCACUGUUCCCAUUCUGCUUCUUCGAGCCGUUUGUUGAGGCAAUAAAAAUGCAGGAUUACCGGCAGCGCGUCCAGUCUAUAAAGAAGCUUGUGUCUCAACUCCCAAAGCCCAAUCAUGACACAAUGAAAGUUCUUUUCAGACAUCUUCAAAAGAUCAUUGCCAAGGCAUCGGAGAAUCUCAUGUCCACUCAAGGUAUAAGCAUUGUGUUUGGACCCACUCUCCUGUGGCCUCAGUUUGAUACUGGAAACAUGGCUGUGCAUAUGGUAUACCAGAACCAGAUUGUCGAACUGAUAUUAAUAGAAUAUUAUGAGAUCUUUGGACCCACAGAUGAGUGACAAUCUGACUUCAGGAAACAGCUGUGCAUCAAUUUUGUUAAACAACAACAAAUACACUUUUUGAUUUUGAUUUGAUUGCCCAUUCCAAUAAUUUGUCAAUUUUAAUAAAUGACCAGCAUUGGAUCAAUGUUUAUAAAGUUGUAUAUAAUUUCUUCAUUCACAAAACUAUAAGUGGCUUUUGCUGUAUAUUCAUUUUUUAACCACUGAAUGGUAUAUUGGAUGCAUUCCCUCAAUUCUACACCAAGAAAGCUAUUCACAGCUACUUGGGUAAAGGAUAAUUGUGAGUUUUAAAAUUAUUUGUAAUUCAGAAGCCUGCUCACCAAUAACAAUUACAUCUCCUAGUUUCCAAUGUUAUUAGAUUUGUGCAUUUAUGUUUAAGUUGGCUGCUACAGUAUAUGCCUAUGAUUAACUUUGCCAGGGUAUGACAUGCUUUUGAGCAUUUGCUGCAGAAUUGCUAACCAAAUGUAAGAUGAUUAAAAAAAGUUUCUUACAGUUUAUAAAUUACAUUUUUAUUUCAAACAUAUUACAGUACUAGGAAGUAAAAAGGCUUGUCAUUACACUUAAUGAAAUACAUGGAUAUUAACUGAUGCUCAAGUCCUCAAUUCGUAAAAGGUCAAUUAAUUCUUAUUUAUAAAGAAAAUAAUACUUAGUUUCCCAGAAAAACAUUAUUUAAAUGACAUAUCUAAUACUAAGAAUGAUAAGCAUGGCCUAUAGCCUACAGUAAAGUGUAAGUUUGUUUUCUCUCUUCCAGGAAGCAUUAGUAAAACAAAAAGACCCAGAUAAGUUACAGUCCCAUGAAUAGGUGAAUUAUAUAACUGUUAAGGCAUCUGCAUUUAUAGAUCGAGGCAGUGGUUCAGGCAAGGAGUUUACACCAGCCCCAGUGUGUUGAAAUCACCCAUUUUAAAACUAACCACUUCAAACCACACUGAACCAAACCAGUUCUUAUGGAUACUGAGCCAUAAUAGGUCUGAGUUCAGCCACAGUGCACUACUAAUGCAGACAAAACCCAGAAUAAGAGUAACAAACUGCAAUAUCAACUUGGCCAACAUAUUUUUGGCACUAUUUACAGACCACUGUUUUUAGAUAUGCAAAUACAGAUGCACCAGAUAGCCACAAUUCACAAUAUACAAUGAUAUGUAUAAUCCACUGCUUCAUAGUUUGAUAAAAUGCCAAUGCAAUAGACUCUUCUUGCACCUGAAUCCAUUUAGGAAUACAGUUUUGAGCAAUUUGUAUCAAUUGUUAGCCAACAAAGGUCUAUGAAUAUAGCCUGCCACAUUAGUGCUUUAUUUUAAUGUAUUAGACGAAAAAUCCAACCCCCUAAGAGCUGGCAUAGCUAUAAAUGGAAUUUAAAUGUUGCAUUUGCAAUAAAAUAUACCUCCAUGUGUAUAAGUGUGUUUAUUUUUCAAUAAAAAUCAUAACAAACA
Molecule: messenger RNA, 3136 nt
Organism: Polyodon spathula (Mississippi paddlefish)
Lineage: Eukaryota; Metazoa; Chordata; Actinopteri; Acipenseriformes; Polyodontidae
Product: rho GTPase-activating protein 15-like
Exons: 15
Coding region: 237-1712 (491 amino acids)
Biological process (GO): regulation of GTPase activity; signal transduction
Cellular component (GO): cytoplasm
Molecular function (GO): phospholipid binding; protein binding
Source: RefSeq, a predicted model, not a curated record